Messenger RNA from Paramecium pentaurelia, 1118 nucleotides. Lineage: Eukaryota; Ciliophora; Oligohymenophorea; Peniculida; Parameciidae. The record is from the annotation of a GenBank genome assembly.
AUGAAUGAAGCAUGUUCCUCCAUCAAUGAAAGGUUAAAUAUUGUGGGAGAUGUUGGAUUGAUACCUAAAGAUGAGAUAUCUUUAGAUGAAACUAAAAUUAUCAAAAUUCAAACAAGUGUUAUAAGUAAUUAUCAUAUAUAUUCAGGAUUUUUGGAAAAAUAAAAAUAAUUAGAAAAGUAGGUUGUUGUUGUUAUCGACCAAAAUUAAUUGGAAUAAAAUUUUAACUAAUAAAAUGUCUCAGUAAUAGAAAUGAUACCAAAAGAUGCACAAAAAGUAGAAUGGCCUUAAAAUUUACAUUUAUCUAUAUAAAACAAAUUGAAAGAAUUGAUGCCCCUUUAAUAGAACAGUUAUCCAUGUUAUUUAAUGAAUAAUGGAUGCCUUUACUAAGGAUAAUUUUUAUAGUUUUAAAAAGAAGGAUUUGGUAGAUAAAUAGAUAUAGAUGGUACUUUGUAUGAAGGAACAUUUAAGAAAGAUUAAAAAUCAGGCAAAGGAAGAUAAAUAAGUUGUGAUGGAAGUUUGUAACUAAUAUAAAUUAAAUCAAGAUAUGAAGGAAACUUUGAAGAAAAUGAAUUUAAUGGAUACGGAGAAUUUGAAGAUUAAAAUGGAUUUAUUUAUAAAGGAGAAUGGAAAUAAUAAUUGUUUCAUGGUGAAGGGCAUGAAAUUAAUUAAUAAUUUGAAUAUAAGGGUGGAUAUAAAUUUGGACUUCGAGAAGGUUAUGGAGAGAUUACAUAUAAAGAUGGCAGCAAAUAUAUGGGGGAAUUUCAGAAAGAUAAAUAUGAGGGAUUUGGUAUUUUUCUGUAUGAGGAUGGAAGAAAAGUAAUAAAAAAUAUCUAAUUUAGUAUGAAGGAUAGUGGAUAAAUAAUUAAAUGCAUGGAAAAGGUACAUUUACUUGGCCAGAUGGACGAGAGUAUUCUGGAAAUGUAAUAUUUAAAUGCCAAUAAUGUUAGUAUUACUAUGACAUGAAGGAAGGAUUUGGAGUGUUUAGAUUUUCAAAUGGAAGUAGCUACAGAGGAAUGUGGAAAUAGGGUAAGUAACAUGGUCAUGGUGUUAUGGUUUCUGAGCUUGGAGAUUAAAGAUAAGGUGAAUGGAUUGAAGGGAGAAGGAUAAAAUGGAGAUGA